Molecule: messenger RNA, 459 nt
Organism: Trichoderma breve
Lineage: Eukaryota; Fungi; Ascomycota; Sordariomycetes; Hypocreales; Hypocreaceae
Exons: 4
Coding region: 1-459 (152 amino acids)
Source: RefSeq, a predicted model, not a curated record
AUGCCUAACAAUCGCCGCACGAAUGCUUUUGCCGAGCUCCCGGAGACGCUUGGGGCCUCCGAGAAUGUGGGUGGUGGUGGCUCUCCGGCCACCACCACAACCAACAACCAGUCUGGUCGUGGGAGUUUGGCCCCCCGGGGCAGAGGAACUACUAGAGGCCGAGGAGGAGCCCGAGGAGGAGUACAAAGCCACCGAGGUGGCUACGCCCAGGACGCCCAGGACCGCCGUCGAACGUUUAUCCAGGGCAUUGUUGGGCGUUCUGAUGGCGGCGCUUUAUCGCGCCAUCAAUAUGAUCUGUUCCUUGGUGGAGGUAUACAAGCCCUAGAGGCUGACCAGCACCAGCACCAGCUCCAGCUCCAGCAGAGGCAGCAACGACAAGCGGCAAGGGCCCAAGCCCAAGACCAAGACCAAGACCAAGCUCCGAGCAGCAGAUGGGACAAAUGCAGCAUUUCUACGUGA